AUGUCUUGGGACACCCAAUCCACGAGCUCAACGAGCUCCGAAUAUCUGAGCAUUACCCCAGAUACAUCUCCCUUCUCUACUCCUUCCUCUCCGAUAAGCGAGAACUCUGAUUGCGCCGACGUUAUCGACUUUGCUGCAUACGGACUUUCCCCCAUCCCCCAUCCCGCAGUUCCUUUGGAGGUGGACGACGCCGAUGCCAACACCCCGGAUAGGUGGGUUCGUCGUGAGCCCAGCAUGGUUCGACUCACGGGGAAACAUCCAUUCAACUCUGAAGCGCGACUCGACAAGCUCUUCGCUGCAGGCUUUCUUACUCCCACCUCCCUCUUUUACGUACGAAACCAUGGAGCUGUCCCUUACGUAGACGCUGAUCGGGCCGCGAAUUGGAGAUUACGUAUUCAUGGAUUGGUCGAGCGUGAAGUCGAGUUUUCGAUCGACGAUCUGAAGAGAAAAUUUCGGACCGUGACUCUCCCCGUCACGCUGGUCUGUGCAGGAAACAGACGGAAAGAGCAGAACAUUGUCCAGAAGAGCGUUGGAUUUAACUGGGGUCCAGCUGCUGUCUCCACUGCGCUCUUCACGGGCGUUUACCUCGCCGACGUCCUCAAAUACGUGCGCCCUUUCCGCCCCAUGGCAAAGCAUGUCGUAUUUGAAGGGGCCGAUACCGAUUUGCCCCACGGACCGUACGGAACGUCUCAGACACUGAGAGAUGCUGCAAACAUUGAGAAAGGGAUGAUGAUUGUGUGGGGAAUGAACGGGAAAGCGUUAUCACCGGAUCAUGGGUUCCCUUUGAGGAUGGUCAUUCCGGGUCAGAUCGGCGGGAGAUCGGUCAAAUGGCUAAGGAGCAUCGUGGUGAGCGACAAAGAGUCUCAGCAUCACCUUCACUUCUUCGACAAUAGGAUACUGCCCACGCAAGUGACUGCCCAACAAGCCCGCGACGAAAAGCACUGGUGGUACGACAGGAAUUACUUAAUCAGCGAUCUCAACGUCAACAGCGCUAUAGCUCAGCCCAGCCACAACGAAAUAGUGGACCUCUCCAAGCCGACAGCAUCGGGACGAAGAGUCACGCGAGUGGAGAUCUCGCUGGACAACGGCAACUCGUGGAAGAUCAGCGACAUAGUGUAUCCAGAGGAUCUGUACCGAAUGGUGGCACUUGAGAGCAGGUAUUACGGAACGCUGGACUUGACUGAGCGUGACACCAGUUUCUGCUGGUGUUUCUGGAAGUAUACCGUAUCCGUCGAUGAGCUCUCGAAGAGUGAUGUGAUAAUGGUCAGGGCUAUGGACCAAGGUCUCGGAAUUCAGCCACAAGACAUGUACUGGACUGCCACCGGAAUGAUGAACAACUGGUGGUUCCGCGUUGCUGUCCGCCACGAUGUCAAGGACGGUGCCGAUAUUUUACGCUUUGAGCAUCCGACAUUAGCCGGCGUUACUCCUGGAGGAUGGAUGGAGCGAAUGAAAAAUACGGGCUUGGAUCCUUUAACACCGGAAUUCAGUGCUUCCAAACAGAAAAAUAAUCACGUCGAACCUCCCAAAAAGCCCGAACCCGCCAGCAUGACCAACCCCGAAGUCAAUCGAGGGCGAAGGAAAGAAGCCCUCUUUAUCGUGGAAGGGAAUGUCUACGAUGGGACAGGUUUCCUUGACGAGCAUCCAGGAGGUGCAGACUCGAUUUGGUUGGCCUCAGGCGAAGCAGACGCCACAGAAGAUUUCGUUGCCAUUCACUCUGACGAUGCCAGAACCAAGUUGAGGAAGUUCCAUAUCGGGAAACUUCAAGCUGACGGGGCCGAACAAUCGAGAGACGACUCUGGUGGACCCUCGUCUGUAUUUUUGGAUCGACGAAAAUGGAAGGCUGCCCACCUCGUCAAGAUUACCAGCGUCUCGCACGAUUCCUUCAUCUACCGUUUUGCGCUCCCAUCUCCAGAACAGCCAUUGGGAUUGCCUGUCGGUCAACACGUGUUUGUUCGAUUGCGAAGGAAGGCGACUGGGGAGGUCGUCCAGCGAGCGUACACUCCCGUCUCACAACAAGACGAGCAUGGUCAUAUUGAUUUACUGAUCAAGUUAUACCUACCGUGUGCUGCGUUCCCGCUCGGUGGGAAGAUGACAGUGGGUUUCCACGAGCUUGUUGUUGGUGAUACUGUAGAGUUCAAAGGGCCUCUCGGCUCUUUCGUCUGGGAAGGCAAGGGAAACCUGAGAUGGAAAGGCGUCCCUCGCUCAGGAAUACGACAUCUGGGUCUCAUUUGUGGAGGAAGUGGAAUCACCCCAAUACUCCAGGUCCUUCGGAGCGUCCUGCACGACGGAGAAGACUCAGAGACCCAUCUUUACCUCCUCGACGUCAACAGAACGGAGUCAGACAUAUUAUGUUGGGGAGAGCUUGACACAUGGUAUGAACUGCACGGCGAUAAAGCCCGGGAUAUCUCUAGAAGGAGACUCAAGAUACACUAUACGCUUAGUCGACCAUCACCCCAAUGGACUUUCGGUACGGGAAGGGUCAAUGAUGGGAUGCUAGAAACUCAUAUGCCUCCUCCAUCCGAUGAUGCGAUGGUCUUGGUAUGCGGCCCUGGCGGUAUGGUAGAUGACGCCGUGAAGCCUGGCUUGGAAAGACUUGGAUGGGAUGUUUCCAGAGCGCUUGUUGUGUUUUAGUUAUGAUGUCUGCUAGAAAACCGGCCCAGCUGCACCGCUUGAUUGAGUUGGCGACAGACUCUUUUAGGUGAACUGCUUUUGGCUGGUUCCGAAGUCACUCCGGUGCCACCAUCCCGAUGCAUUUAAAUUUAAUGGAGGUUGUAUGACUUGUGUGUGCCGGCCUCAGCGCCUCGGUUUUUCUUCUGGGCAUCCGCCGUGCCCCUUGCUAGGUCAAGCCCAUAUUCACGUGUCUUUCUUUUAUGCGCGCCCGCUGAGCGCUUCGGCCUCCGUGCCUUCUCAUCUGCGUCGGCAGUACGCUUCGGCUUCUCAGCUACUACCUCUUGCGUCCGCUGCACGUUUUUGAUUGUUUUCGAUCCACAGCUUUUUUCUCUUUCUCACGUCCGCGCACGCUGUUGAACUAAUUUUCUUAUCAGUUUGGUUAUAGGA
Molecule: messenger RNA, 3057 nt
Organism: Cantharellus anzutake
Lineage: Eukaryota; Fungi; Basidiomycota; Agaricomycetes; Cantharellales; Hydnaceae
Exons: 12
Coding region: 1-2631 (876 amino acids)
Molecular function (GO): oxidoreductase activity; heme binding; molybdenum ion binding
Source: RefSeq, a predicted model, not a curated record